AUGCCGAUCUCGCCGCCUUUAAGUACAAAAUUGAAGCCUCAGCGUAGCAUGCGAAUCUAUGUCGGAUAUGAUUCUUCUUCAAUUAUUCGUUACUUAAAACCUUUGAUAGGCGAUCUGUUCAUCGCUCGUUUCACGGAUUGUCACUUCUACAUGACAGUCUUCCCACCUUUAAAGGGAGAUAAAAACGUCAACGUUCCUGAAGAACGACGCAAAUUAUCAUGGACGACCCCCAUUUUGUCUCAUUUAGAUCCCCGCACUGCUCAGUCUAAAACUGAAGUGCAGUGCAUAUUAGAUCUCCAGAGCAUAGCUCAGAGCAUGCCAGAUGCUUUCACCGAUUCCAGCUGCAAAUACGCCUGCAAAGGUGGACGUACCAAAUGUACGACGGACUUCCCUCCUGGAGGCCAAGACGUCAAUCUUGGUGAUCCACGUGCAUUAGCGGCUAGCCAAUCAUUUGCCUCUACACAAAAGUGUGGCAGACCUCUUGGUUUAAAGGAUUCACACCCUCGGAAGAGGAAAUCCACGGCACAGAGCCUACCAUAA
This is a messenger RNA of Pyrus x bretschneideri (Chinese white pear), 540 nucleotides long. RefSeq lists its product as uncharacterized. Bases 1 to 540 code for a protein of 179 amino acids. Lineage: Eukaryota; Viridiplantae; Streptophyta; Magnoliopsida; Rosales; Rosaceae. The record is from RefSeq and is a predicted model, not a curated record. The transcript has a single exon.